Messenger RNA from Ascoidea rubescens DSM 1968, 999 nucleotides. RefSeq names its product fatty acid elongase ELO2 (gene ELO2). Gene Ontology annotation, molecular function: fatty acid elongase activity. Bases 1 to 999 code for a protein of 332 amino acids. The record is from RefSeq and is a predicted model, not a curated record. The transcript has a single exon. Gene Ontology annotation, biological process: very long-chain fatty acid biosynthetic process; fatty acid elongation, polyunsaturated fatty acid; fatty acid elongation, monounsaturated fatty acid. Gene Ontology annotation, cellular component: endoplasmic reticulum membrane. NCBI's taxonomy places the organism in Eukaryota, Fungi, Ascomycota, Saccharomycetes, Ascoideales, Ascoideaceae.
AUGAAUUAUCCAAUUCCAUCUAUAGAUAAUCCCUUUGGUAUCAAUUUAUGGGACCAUUUUGAUUCAAUAAUCUCUCUUGUAACUUUCAACAAGUUUGUUCCUUCAAAGUUUGUCUUCGUUCCUGGCAAUCAGCUUCUAUCAACCCUACCCAUAGUUCUAUCCUCCAUCUCUCUAUACUAUUUCAUAAUCUUUGGUGGCAGCUACUACUUGAAAAAAAAUUCCUUCAAACCUUUAAAACUAUCCCUCUUAUUCCAACUACACAACCUAAUUCUAACUUCAAUCUCCUUCAUCCUACUAAUCCUAAUUGUCGAACAACUAGUCCCAAUCAUCUUUAAAAAUGGCCUCUUCUAUUCCAUCUGUAACAUAAACUCUUGGACCCAACCUCUAAUCACUCUCUACUACCUAAACUACCUCACUAAAUUCAUUGAGUUUAUUGACACCUUUUUCCUAGUCGUCAAACAGAAAAAAUUAACCUUUCUACACACCUAUCACCAUGGCGCAACUGCUCUCCUAUGUUUCACUCAGCUAAUAGGUGAAACUCCCAUCUCCUGGGUUCCCAUCUCCUUGAAUUUAUCCGUCCAUUGUCUAAUGUACUGGUACUACUUUUUAACUUCAACUGGCUAUAAAGUUUGGUGGAAGGAAUGGGUCACAAGAUUCCAAAUUAUUCAAUUCAUCCUAGACUUAAUUUUUGUUUACUUUGCUUCUUAUCAAAAAGUAGCCUUUACCUACUUCAAAGACACUCUUCCCUACUGUGCUGAUUGUGCUGGUUCAACUAAUGCCGCUGUCUGGGGUUGUUGCAUCUUAAGCUCCUACUUGUUCUUAUUCAUUGCUUUUUACAUUGAGGUCUACAAGAAAAAGGGCUCAAAGAAAUCGAGAGCAGUUAAAAGAGUCAAAGGUGGCAUGGCUGCAAAGGUAAAUGAAUACGUCAACAUAGACGUCUCAAAGACCACUGGCUACUCUCCUUCUCCAUUGCGCUCAAACAUCUCAAAAAAAGUUUGA